AUGGCGACUAAAGUCUCACAACAAAGUGCGCAGACUGAUCUUGGUCGUUUAUGGGCAGAAGCGAUACGAGACUACAAUGCGCGUACCAAAGAGAACCUUUCGGCCCUAGGCGCACGAAGUGUCGCUGAAGUCAUGCGACAAACUGAUACAGAUAUGAAGAAGUUCAAAGGGUUUCGAGACGACGGUAGCAAAAUGUCGAGCUUCCGAUCGGCUAUGGGUGACCACCUCGGCGACUUUCAGAAAUGCAUCGAUGGCUUUGCCGCAGUCGGAGCUGCAGUCAGUGCGUUUCCACCGGCAAUGCCAGUGGGACUGGUGUUCACUGCCGCGAGUCGCUUGAUAUCCGCUUUCGCAGGGGUCAGAGCUGAAUACGACCGCGUUGAAGAAUUCUUUGCAUAUUCGGCUCGUUUCUUCGAACGACUAUCGAUUCUCGAAGGACGAGCGCAAUCUGGUCCACUUGCGAUCGCUAUCGUCAGAAUCUUCUCCAUGCAGCUAUCUGUAUGCGGCAGGGUAAGACGUCUAGUGAAGGAGAAGAAGAUCACGCAUUGGCUCAAUGCAUCGUGGAACGAAGUAGAUGAAGAGCUCGUAUCAGCGUAUGCUGCAAUGCAGGCAUCUAUCCAGGAACUCGACGAAGCUGUUGGAUUUGAAAGCUACAGCUCUAUCAAGACCGUACAGGACGACGUACUUGUCAACAGUGCUAAACUAGACGAACUCGAUAAGAAGCUGCAAUCAUACCGUGAAAGCGUCGGAAAGGACAUUCAGCAAGUCUACGCGAGCACCCUGAACCUUCAGGUUGUCGUCAGCGAAGGAUUCUCCGCUAUUCAAUACCAGCUCUCAGAGAAUCAUGUUGAACAGAACGCUCUACUUCGCCAGAUUUUGAAGAAUACAGCCAAGCUUAGCAGAGCGCCAGAGAACGAGGAGAAGAAGAAACAAGAAGUGAAGUCCAAAGGCGAUGUUGGCGAUCGCAAGUUUCAAGCCUUGCGGGAACUCAAGAAGAUCUUCAAUGGAAACUCCAAUGUAUUUCCCUCCUGGGUAGAAGCUCACCUGGAGAACUUGACACAAAAUGAAGAUAUGCGCGAUAACAAGGUAGGAAAAACGGCAGAGUGGCUCACCAAACAUCCAAACUUCGAGACAUGGAUCGACGGUGGUCAUCCUCUACUGUGGCUAAGAGGUGCGGAGGGGAUUGGGAAAUCUUUCCUAGCCUAUUCGGUCAUUGAGAUGCUGCGACUGCGUCACAAUGAACACACCUCAUUGGCCUACUUCUAUUUCAAAGAAGAACAUCCAUAUCAGCAAUCAAUGCAGAAUGCAUUCGCUUCUGCAGCGCUUCAGGUUGCCGAAUCGAACAGCAAAUACGCCGAGCAGGUAGCGGCAAUGAUCAGAGAAGACUCUAGUGAGUCCACUGAGCUUUCCACGUGGAAAAGAUUCUUUCUAUCGAUGUUUCCUGGCGACAACAAAUCUGGUAGCCGGUUGUUUCUUGUCUUGGAUGGCUUAGACGAGGCGCAUGUACAGGAAGGUGGGGUCUUGACACAAUUUUUGACCGACCUCAAGCACCAGGGGGCGAAUGUAUCGGUUCUGGCGACUAGCAGGCCAGAAGAUAAGCCCACGUUGCAGCUGCUUCAGCCGUCGAUGAUUGAAAUCACGAAGCAGGAGAUGAAGUCCGACAUCAAAAUGCUCGUGAAGAGUCGCCUCCAAACACUCCCGCGCGUGCGUAAGUUCAGCCCCCAUGUUAAGAAAGCCAUUGCUCGCAAGAUAGUCAAGCAAGCAGACAGUAUGCUUUACGUCGAGCACAUGCUUCGAAGAUUUUCCUACAUUGGUCGGGAGCGGGCGGUCAUGCACGACUUGGACAAGCUGCCGACAAGUUUGCAUGCCCUUUACAAGCUUCUGCUUGAGGAAUGUCGCCACAAUCGCUCGGAAGCGCAAUAUCAAGCAUUGAAGAAAUUGUUUGCCUGGCUAGCGUUCUCGAAACGAUCACUCAGCCUCGCCGAAGCUUCGAGCUUGAUCAAACUCACGCUGUCCGACGACGACACAUUUGAUAUCGAAGAAGAAAUCAUCGGGCGUUCGUCUCGCAUCCUUGAGCUUACCCAGACACGACAGAUUGAAGAGGAUGUAAAGGAUGAUGAUCAAGACGAUGAUGAGAAUGACGAGGAGAAAGACGACAGUAUACCCGAAGUAGAAGAUGGGAAGUCUCCUCUAACAUUUCAGGACCGGUCUUUGCGACAGUACUUCCAAAGCGUAAACGUCGAAGACGAUGGCGUGACAGAAUUCCGGACUCCUGCUACCACUGCACAUCUCACAAUCCUCCAGAUGUGUGUAGACAUCAUGAUGGAAGCAGCGAAAGAUCCUAAUGAACCGACAACAGCUGAGCUCUCGCUCUAUGCGAUUCGAUACUGGCAUGAUCAUCUGAAAGAGCUGGACGUGGAGAAUACGACAACUGGAGCUAUCCAGCAGGUAGCGAUACUCCUCCACCGUAUCACGCGAAAUGAAAGCAACAUCGCCAAACUAUUCGAGAAGAUAGCAAGGCAUACUGACAUAUACCCUGUAUCCGCGGAGGAUACUCCUACCCCUUGGUUUGAAACACUUAUAACGUGGGCGCACAAAGCAGCAACACUCAAAGACGAUUCAUUGGACCCCGACGUUAGGGAAUGGGUGCUUACCGUCACCGAAGACAAUGUCCUGCUUCCGUUAGCCCAAGGCCAUGUACAAAAUUGGCUGGACGCCGAUGAUCAGGUCUGGAUACCUGAAUCGUUCCUGUUCGUUAAGGGCGCACUGUCUCACGCGAAUCGCAUUGAAGUAUCCGAAGAUGAGCCAAUUGAAUACAUAAACGCAAUCACCGCGGAAUACGAUAUUCCUGCCGAAGACUUCAAGACAUUGCGGGCGACAGGGUCAACUCUGGCUGACUAUGGCUACGCAGCCGAAGACCCCGAUCGCCAAAAGUCUUUGAUUACUGAAGCCGCCGUUUAUCUGAAGAGAGCGGUUGAAUGUAUGGAAGGGGGCGUUCUGGAGAAGGUCGCAACACUUCGCCUCUUAGCUCCGAAAUAUGAAUGGAUCGACCAAAAACCAGAAGCAAUGAAGUACUACGACCAAGCUUACGACAUGCUCCUCACUCCAGAUAACGAGAAACUGCCUCCUGAAGAAAUCAUCGAAAUCAAGAAGAUGCGAAUGGAGCUCAUGACUAUGAAAGCUCAGGUGCUGUCAAACAUGGAGAAACGCGAGGACGCCUUGCUAGCAUUCGACGAAGCGAGGAGACUUUCGAGUGACCAACCGCUGGCUGGCUGGGUCUUGGAUGAUAUCACAUUGUUGUUCCAAGAGGACAACGAAGCUGAAGCUUCCAGGCUGAUGGAAGUGCUCAAGAGUUGGAACGAAAAGGAGCGCAAUAGUUGGUUUACGUAUUGUUUCGACAAGUGGGUAGACGAAGACGCGGUGACUCGUAUGCAAAGAGCAGCAAAGUCGACGAAGGAGACCGACCUACUACUCGACUGGCUGAGUGCUUUGGCCAGAACGCUGUCUACGCAAAGCCUUAUUCUGUUCAACCUCCGGUGCGCGAUCGCAUACAUAUACUACCCGAUGCUAGGCGACAUCGAGAAGGGCAAAGCGCUACGCAAUGAGAUACUAGCUAUGAAACCGAAACCGGACCCUGCUUUCGAAGACACGAUGAAUGAGACGAAGACAAGUCACCGUAUGCAGCUUGCGGAUAUUCUCUUUUGUGAGUUUCAGAUGUCCGCCGACCCAACGGAGAAGGAAGAAAUCAUGGAAACCCUAAGAGUACUGCCGAGCGCUCAUGGCGACAAUUACAAUGAGCGGAAAUCCCAUGUCGGUAUGCUUCGUGCGAACAUGUUCCGCAUCAUGGGUCCUGCCAAGGAGUAUGAGAAACAUCUGAAUGAACUACUCACAAGCUGCAUCCGUGGGCUCGAAGACAGUGUCUCUUGGAACGACUCAUCGAGCUUGCGACUACUUUCCAAGGUUCUAGCCUCGUUGAACGGUCUAGAGAAGGAUGCAAGAAUCGCAAUCCGUUCUCAAUUUUCGAUCUUGGAUCGUGCUAUACACGAGCAAGAUGCUGAAUCAGAGCCAUCAGAAUCGCUCUCUGAGAGUGGUGUUCAUGAAGAAGACAGAGAGCAAGAAUCGACAAAAAACAACGAACCAGUUACGGGAAGCGAAGAUAAUCUACAUGCUCCGCUGGCCGACAGCAUACAUGAGGCUACUGACAACAGCCUUUCUGAGGAGGUUGAAAAAGAGCAGAAUUCUAUAGUGACUGCGGAAGUGCCAGAGCCUGCCAAGGUUGAUGAGGAUGUUACCGGAUGGGGAAUCUUCUGUGAUGGACGUUGCGGAGUGACGAUCAAAUCCUGGACCCAGCCGUUCUACUACUGCCUCGUGUGUCCCAGCUGUGAUCUAUGCGAAGAUUGCCAUUCCAAGCGUCUGAAGCAAACGGCUGGAGAAAUAGAGGAACCAUGGUUGAGCUUCUGCGGCGCGAAUCAUCGCUAUAUCAAAGGACCGAUGAAGGAAUGGAAAGGAAUCAAGAACGGUGUCAUCAGAAUUGGCGACGAAGAGAUCGCGGUGAAGGAUUGGCUUCGGGGAUUGAAGGAGGAGCGGUGGCAGAAUGCUUGGAAGGCCUUCUGGACUAGGCAAGGCGGCUUGAAGGAUAUCGGAAUCGAGUAA
This is a messenger RNA of Alternaria arborescens, 4650 nucleotides long. RefSeq lists its product as hypothetical. Lineage: Eukaryota; Fungi; Ascomycota; Dothideomycetes; Pleosporales; Pleosporaceae. The record is from RefSeq and is a predicted model, not a curated record. Gene Ontology annotation, molecular function: protein binding. The transcript is spliced from 4 exons. The coding region runs from base 1 to 4650 and encodes 1549 amino acids.